Mizuhopecten yessoensis (Yesso scallop) is the source of this 2073-nucleotide messenger RNA. Its product is annotated as MAGUK p55 subfamily member 7-like. Gene Ontology annotation, molecular function: protein binding. Bases 337 to 2073 code for a protein of 578 amino acids. Gene Ontology annotation, cellular component: plasma membrane; cell-cell junction. The record is from RefSeq and is a predicted model, not a curated record. The transcript is spliced from 18 exons. Lineage: Eukaryota; Metazoa; Mollusca; Bivalvia; Pectinida; Pectinidae.
UUGGCCACAGAACAAGCAGCGAUCGUCACUGUAGUUCCACAUCGGGUUCAUCUCUAACGUCUAUCUCAUCCUCGCAGUAUUGACAGAUCUCUGGUCAAUCGAUACAUGGUGCAAAUCUCGCCCCUGGUCAAGCGAUAGUUCCACACGCUGUUGUAUUGACCAUUCGAGUGAAUGAGGCAUCGGUGAAAGCACGAGAAAAACGUGUAAGGGCUGUCGACCUGGACAUACACUGACCGAUACAAUGGCUAAGAUUUGAUACAUUGGAUGCUCUACGAAGACAUUAAAAGGUGCAGGAUGCAGGGACAAUGAUCUUCCGCUAGAUGGCAGCACUUAAGAAUGCCAAUGACGUUACCACUGGACCUCCAGACGCAGAUCGAUCCCGACUGUCAGAGGAUCCUGCAGCAUUUACCUCAGAUACAGUCGGAUUUGUUUGACAACGAAAACGACGCGUCACUACUCAGGAAGUUCCUCCGCAGGAAAGACCUUCAGCUCACCAUGAAGAUGUAUAAGCGGCUUUGCAUUAUGAGCCACCGGCGCAUGCGCCCUGUGACCCGCUCAUCGGUUGCAUUAGCAGCAAAUACAUUCUGUGACGUGAGAAAGGGUUCAGAAAAGGAAGCACGUGCCACAAGAGAGCUGUUACAGAUUUUAUCCAUGCCGCAUGUCCAGGCGUUACUCUACACACACGAUCGUGUGGCUGCAGGAGAGUUUGACCCUGUCGUUGACCAGGAGACAUAUGACAUAGCUACGGAUGAAAAGACACUCAAGAUCGUCCAUCUGGUCAAGAGUGACGAACCACUGGGGGUUACAAUCCAGAUGAAGGAAGAAACAGGCGCCAUAGAAAUAGCCAGGAUAAUGCACGGAGGAGCGGCACACAGAAGUGGUCUUAUUCACGUUGGGGACGAAAUUUUCGAAAUCAACGGCGUUCAUUUCCGGGGAAAGCAUCCUGAUGAAAUGGCCCAAACCCUGUCAAAAAUUUCGGGCCCUGUUACAAUGAAGCUGGGACCAGCAGAAAAUAAUGCAGCAAAAUUCAGGGCUAGCAAAACCAGAGUAAAAGCUCUUUUCUCAUACAACGCCGAGGAGGACACCGUUAAUCCGUGUGCUGAAGCUGGUCUGUCUUUUGAUAGAGGGGACAUUCUCCACAUUAUAUCCCAAAGCGACGCCCUCUGGUGGCAGGCCCAGAAGGAAGGAGAGAAAAAUGCAAGAACCGGUCUCAUACCAUCAUCGAUCUUACAGGAAAGGAGAGAAAUGUUGCGGAAGGCAAAUGAAGAGGAUGAGCAGAACUCCAGAGGAUCACGUGCUAUAAGUCCCUGCAGAAUAAGCCCCAAAAUACCUCGCUCAAAACGGGUUCGGAAAAUGAUGUAUCAAGCAAUACUUAAUGGAGAGUUUGACCACGGGGAAGUACCGACUUACGAGGAGGUUGAAUUGUUCACUCCUGAUCCUAAUCGGCCACGCCCACUUGUCCUUGUUGGUGCAACCCAUGUUGGAAGAAAUGAGUUGAAAAGACGACUAAUAGCAUCUCAACCAUCUCACUUCACCGACAUUGUCCCUUACACGAGCAGAACGCGGAGGCCGUUUGAAGAGGAGGGAAAAGAGUACCACUUUAUAUCACGACAGGAAAUGGAAAGCGGAAUCAUUUCACAAAGUAGGUAUGUGGAACAUGGCGAAUAUAAGGGGAAUCUCUAUGGAACUCGGACAGAAACAGUUAUGUCAGCAAUACAGGAGGGCAAGAUGUGUAUUCUCUGCCCAAGCGUACAGGCAAUAAAAUCACUGCGAACUGCCGAAAUUAAGCCUUAUAUAAUAUUUAUCAAACCACCCGUCCUAGAGAAGCUGAAGGAGACCCGACAUAAACAAGCUGCAAGCAUCACCUUGGAGGAUGGAGAUACCCGCUUGUGUAGUAAUGAAGACUUUGAAAACCUUAUUGAGGCGAGUGAUAAAAUGGAGGAUCGAUAUGGCUACCUUUUUGAUUGUACGAUAGUUAAUCAAAAUCUGCAUCUAGCGACAAACGAACUUUUGAAAGUUGCACAUUCUGUUGAAACGGAUGUGACAUGGAUACCUGCAUCAUGGAUUCAAUAA